AUGAUCGGCCAUCGGUACGAUCGUGGCCGAUGGAUUUCUCGUUCGUUCGUCGGGUUCGGCCGGGCGGAUGCUAUUGGCUUGAAUGUUCUGGUGUGGUCGUGCGCGGCUUAUGGUGGCGAGACUUGGAUAGGUCGACCCUGGGCUAUUGCUUCCCAGGUCGGUAUGCGUGCUCGUGCCGUGCUGGCAGGACGGAUUGAAGUUCGGACGCAGGUCGACCGUGGGAAGAUAAUUCCUCGGUCAGCCGGUGCGCGCGGUUUUGGGCCUUGCUGCGCGGUUUAA
Microthlaspi erraticum is the source of this 279-nucleotide messenger RNA. The record is from the annotation of a GenBank genome assembly. Lineage: Eukaryota; Viridiplantae; Streptophyta; Magnoliopsida; Brassicales; Brassicaceae.